GUGUCAUCGGACAUAGCAUAUUAUGUAGGUAUGUAGUCAACCCUAGCAAUCAGCUCCGCCGACCUGAGAUGCCUAGAAUGCCCAGGAAACAAAACUUCCAUGCAUGUGGUUUCAGCAUGUACCCAGGUAGGGUAAGGUAGCUUGCUAUUUGCUAUACGGCGGAAGAGCUAAAAGAGUUACAAGCUUGCCUGCCGGAAACGUGAUUGCGAAUAACCAAUGAAAGAAGGAAUACUGCUUCGAAUUCCGAACGUGAUUGGUUCCUGCAGGCGCGGGAUUAUGGUGAAUGCUCUCUUGUUUUUGGUGGGAUAGUAUGAAUGCAAGAGGUAGGCAUGAUCGAGAUGGUGGGGUAGCGCCAAACAGCAAUAAAGCUAAAGUGGAUUCCUCCUUCUACAAUUCACGUCCCCUUUCUGCCCCGCCUUCUUGCGUAUUAACUCAACUUUGCCCGAUUUCAUCAUCCCGGAAGCUCUACAUACAUAAAAGCGUAAGGGUACCUCUUCUCAUUUUACAUCCAGUUCGCUUUUACAUUGUCUAAAUCUCUCUUCCUUUCGAACUUGCCGACUCUUGCCUGGAGCUGGAGAUACUAACACACGUAUUCGCUGUCUUAGUCCUUAAAUCAUUACCCCACCUCAACAACUUAUAAAUCGCGACCAUGGUUAAAGCUGUUGUUGCCGGAGCCUCUGGCGGUAUUGGCCAGCCCCUAUCCCUCCUGCUCAAGCUCUCCCCCCUCAUUGACGAGCUUGCCCUCUACGAUGUCGUGAACACCCCCGGCGUCGCUACCGACCUCUCCCACAUUUCCUCGACUGCUAAAGUCACCGGCUACCUGCCCAAGGACGACGGCGGAAAGGCUGCAUUCAAGGAUGCGGACAUCAUUGUCAUCCCCGCCGGCAUUCCCCGCAAGCCCGGCAUGACCCGUGACGACCUCUUCAACAUCAAUGCUGGAAUCGUCAAGGGUCUGAUCGAGCUUGCUGCCGAGGUUGCCCCCAAGGCCUUCAUCCUCGUCAUCUCUAACCCCGUCAACUCCACCGUCCCCAUCGCCGCGGAAGUUCUAAAGGCGAAGGGUGUCUUCAACCCCCAGAGACUAUUCGGUGUCACCACUCUCGACAUCGUCCGUGCCGAGACCUUCGUUGCCGAGAUUGCUGGCAAGAAGACCGGCUCUGACCUAAUUGUCCCCGUUGUUGGUGGACACUCUGGCGAGACCAUCGUCCCUCUCUUCAGCAAGGUCAGCCCUAGCGUGUCAAUCCCCGAUGACAAGUACGCUGCUCUCGUCACCCGUGUCCAGUUCGGCGGUGACGAGGUUGUCAAGGCCAAGGAUGGUGCUGGUUCCGCUACCUUGUCCAUGGCUUUCGCCGGAUACCGCUUCGCGGAGAAGGUGUUGAAGGCUAUCAAGGGAGAGAAGGGCCUCGUCGAGCCCAGCUUUGUCUACCUCAAGGGCAUCCCUGGUGGUGAAGAGGUUGCACAGGCCACUGGCCUAGAGUAUUUCUCGGCGCCCGUUGAACUCGGACCCAACGGUGCCGAAAAGAUCAUCAACCCUCUUGAUGGCAUUACCGAGAAGGAGAAGUCUCUGGUGGACGUCGCCAUCCAAGGCCUAAAGACCAACAUCGAGAAGGGCAUCAGCUUCGCUCACAACCCCCCUCAAAAGUUGUAAGAGUGACGUAGUCGUCCUGAUUAGAGCCAGUCCAUGUCUCUCCAUCGUGUCCAGCCAAGUCCGUUUUAAGAAAUUCUGGAGGGAUUUCGGGAAUUAAUACCGGUAUAGGGGGCUCGUCUAGAGAGGUACUCGCUAGGGGGGCUGAAUAAGGUUGUGUUUUCUGUUGGCGGGAUAGGGCGGAAGGGGUGAAAUGGAGGGUGUAUUAGGUACGGGGUGGAACUCUGCGAUGCUUAACUUAGAAACAUCAUUGGUAGAUAUCAACAACAGUAACAGACCAAACACCUAAACGCCGUUACUUCUAAAUGCUAGAUCCCACCCUGCCUUUCCUUUCCUUCCUCUUUUCCUUCCUCUUACGCCGCCGCGCCUCUAAAAUUCCGGUAUGAUGGAUCCUGCCAUGCAUGUCUUACGUGGAUGUUCCGCGCGCCAGGAGAUAAUUCCGCCAUGUAGUAAGUACCUAGGCAGAUGAUACAUACGUAGUCUAGGUAGGUUGGUUAGGUUAAGUCAGGUGACGAGACCUCAUUGCUUGGCAGGCACCGUCUUGAUCUGGAAGACGGCGCCGGGAAGCUCGUUGGUCUCGGCCUGGACGGUGGCGGCGAUGCCCAUGGCGGCGAGGGCGCCGCGGAUGAUGCCGCAGGGGAACCAAAGGAA
Messenger RNA from Daldinia vernicosa, 2293 nucleotides. Its product is annotated as malate dehydrogenase. The transcript is spliced from 8 exons. Bases 650 to 1645 code for a protein of 331 amino acids. Gene Ontology annotation, cellular component: cytoplasm. Gene Ontology annotation, molecular function: L-malate dehydrogenase (NAD+) activity. Gene Ontology annotation, biological process: malate metabolic process; tricarboxylic acid cycle. The record is from RefSeq and is a predicted model, not a curated record. NCBI's taxonomy places the organism in Eukaryota, Fungi, Ascomycota, Sordariomycetes, Xylariales, Hypoxylaceae.